Quercus robur (English oak) is the source of this 773-nucleotide messenger RNA. RefSeq names its product metal transporter Nramp5-like. Gene Ontology annotation, cellular component: membrane. The transcript has 4 exons. Bases 1 to 576 code for a protein of 191 amino acids. Gene Ontology annotation, molecular function: manganese ion transmembrane transporter activity; cadmium ion transmembrane transporter activity. The record is from RefSeq and is a predicted model, not a curated record. NCBI's taxonomy places the organism in Eukaryota, Viridiplantae, Streptophyta, Magnoliopsida, Fagales, Fagaceae. Gene Ontology annotation, biological process: metal ion transport.
AUGGAGGGUUUCUUGGACCUUAAGUUGAGACUAUGGAUUAGAAACCUGAUGACAAGGUGCAUUGCCAUUGCACCUAGUCUUAUUGUUACCAUUAUUGGAGGAUCUAAAGGUGCAGCCCAACUUAUCAUCAUCACAACGAUGGUACUUUCAUUUGAGCUUCCAUUUGCUCUAAUCCCUCUCCUUAAAUUCAGUAACAGUAACCCCAAGAUGGGACCACACAAGAAUUCAAUCUAUAUUAUGGUGAUCGCGUGGACCCUUGGUGUGGCAUUGACUGGCUUUAACAUGUACUACCUGAUUACAGCCUUUGUGGGUUGGCUAAUUCACAACAAAUUACCCAAGAUUGCAAAUGUGUUUGUUGGGAUCAUAGUGUUUCCCCUAAUACUCGUUUACGUCUUAGCAAUCUUGUACCUUACCUUUCGAAAAGACACUGCUGUAACAUUUACUGAGCCCAUAACGCCUGACCAACCAAUGGCCCAAAACAACAUAGAACAAGGGCUUAGCAAUUCUUAUGAGGUGGUCGAGGCUGAUCACAUUCCUUAUAGUGAGGAUUUGGUUGUUAUCCCACUACCAGAGUAAGGCGUUUUUCUACAUCAAAUUCAAAUGCAACAAGUGCCAAGGUGUUUCAUUAGUGGGAGGGAGCUCCCAAGUUAAAUGAGACAUGAACUUUCUUCAACUUCAUCUAAGGCUUUCUUCUUAUGUAAGUGUAAUUGAACUGCCUAUGGUAGUUUCCACUGCACCUUUGUAAAUUUAUGUUAAACUUCUAAGUUUGUCAU